Fusarium tjaetaba is the source of this 2487-nucleotide messenger RNA. Its product is annotated as S-M checkpoint control rad4. Bases 1 to 2487 code for a protein of 828 amino acids. NCBI's taxonomy places the organism in Eukaryota, Fungi, Ascomycota, Sordariomycetes, Hypocreales, Nectriaceae. The transcript has 2 exons. Gene Ontology annotation, biological process: mitotic DNA replication checkpoint signaling; DNA replication initiation; mitotic G2 DNA damage checkpoint signaling. The record is from RefSeq and is a predicted model, not a curated record.
AUGGCCUCACCUCAUACGAACGAAGAGGAAGACAUACAAAUAGAUCCAGCAGAACCUCUCAAGGGCAUGGUCGUCUGCUGUACAAGUAUUCCUGCUGAGCAUCGUACCAGCAUCGCUUCCAAAGUUGCCGAGCUUGGUGGUAUUCAUAAAUACGAUCUCACACCCGACGUAACCCAUCUUAUUGUUGGUGACUACGACACACCCAAAUAUCGCCAUGUCGCUCGUGAACGCCCCGAUAUCAAGGCAAUGGAUGCCGCCUGGAUCGAGGAACUUAGCGAGAUAUGGAAGAACGACGAAGAGAUCGACUAUCGGCAGCUCGAGAAUAAGCACCAACUGAAACCCCUAGAGAAGCGAGGCAUCGAUCCUACAGUCCAGCCACAACGAGGAGAGCCAGCAAGAGAUUCACUGCUGAUUUGUCUGACUGGUUUCGGCGACCAGAGGGACGAAAUUGCAAAUAAAAUCACAUCGAAUGGAGGCUUAUAUACAGGCGACUUGACGAGACGGUGCACACACCUAAUCGUCAACAAACCAGAAGGCAAGAAAUAUACUGCAGCCAGAGCAUGGGGCAUUCACCCAGUCACCCUCGCCUGGCUUGAACAAUCUAUCUCUCGAAGGAUGAUCCUGGAAGAAGCCAAAUUUGACCCGACAUUACCUCCCGAGGAGCAAGGGAAGGGCGCAUGGGUUACAAGAGAACUGAAACGUACAAUGAGUAAGCGAUCCAAGUCUGCCAUUGCAGGUGGCGCUGAGGAGGGCCCUAGGAAGCUCAGGAAGACUGCCAGCAUGAAGCUCGGUUCACAGCGUAAUAACAUCUGGGGCGAUAUUCUCGGUCGAUCAACGUCAAGAGAUUAUUCCUUCGCUCAGGAAAACAAGGAAGACGGAAACCAGGCUCAGGUCCAACAGCCACAGCGUGCAGAAGCUCAGCCGGAGCCACCAGCUCCUGUAGUCCCAGAAGAAGAUCAGGGCAUUUUUGGGAACUGUUUCUUUUACAUACAUGGAUUCAACGCACAAAGAACCUCCGUCCUAGAGCAAACGCUCGUCACCCUCGGGGCAACUAUCUGCUCUUCAUUGCAUGAAGCCGCUCUGGGAAGAACUCCAAAGCCACCCCGCAGCCGGUUUCUGAUUGUUCCUCAGACAUCUCAGCCUGACACUCACCCUCAGGAAACUUACGAUAACCUCCAUGUUGUAACAGAAUACUAUAUCGAAAAGUGCCUUCACAACAAGCAAUACUUUGAUCCCGGAGAACAUGUCCUCGGUCGACCCUUCACCUUCUUCCCCAUACCAGCGUUUUCAGAUCUUAUCAUAUGCAGUGCUGCUUUCACAGGAAUCGAGCUCAAUCAAGUUGCUAGAGCCGCUGUUCAGCUAGGAGCUAAGUUUGAUGGAGAGUUUCGUAAAACUACAAGCGUCCUGGUUUGCAAGGACAUCACUUCUAUGCGCAAGGAGAAGUUGCGCGUGGCUCUUAAAUGGAGCAUUCCUGUUGUUUCAGCAGAUUGGUUCUGGGAAUGUAUCCGUACAGGCUUCAAGGUCCCUCUCGACGAUUACAUAUUUCCUGAGAUUAAAGAACGAUACUCGGAUACAUCUCAGCCUGAACUUAAACCAACCUCUAGAACCGCCCCUGAGACACGAUUGCGUGAGAAGUCCAUGCAGCGCACUCGCUCAGAACCGGUGUCCAAGUCAACUAAAAGUCAUAUCACGAAACCUCCACACGGCGCUGGCGUCGAUACCUCGGCAUUUGAUCAUGAUUCACCUGAAAAGGUCUCUCGAAAAAUGACUGCCAAACCUGCCUCGGUCAUCUCACCAGACUUUGUGACAGCACGCACUCACCAAACAACAACCAAUACUCUCCCUAAGGACAAAGACUUUGACUCACCUCUUGCUGAGGUUCCUCAAGCACGUCUAAACAGAUCUCCAUCGCCCACCAAACACACCGCAUUGCCUCGUACUCGCUCUGAUCCCACGAGCAAUGCUAAUACUACAACUUCUCGCACUGAGGAAACAACAGACAAUCUUCCAACUCCACAAGAAAAUAUAAAGCAAGCAAAACAACAGGAAAACGCAGAGCAAGCUCGUCUUCGCGCUAAAGCCGCAGAGCGCCAGGCCCUCUCUUCAAAACUCACCUCACUCAUAGAGACCACAACACCAAAUCUCCCCUCCUUCGCCUCCGAUGAAACCGAACAGCCAGCUCCGAGACCUCGCAAGCGUCAGCUAUUCGGCCGUGCCAUCAGCAAUGCCUCCAAUGCCAGUAGUGUUGCCUCGCGCUCGGCGGCUGAGCUCCACGACGUAUUUGGCGAUGAGGACAAAGAUCCAGAAAACCAAGAAUCCGAGCCCCCAGCAACGCAGUUGGAAUAUCGCGACGAUAAGGCGAAGGAGUGUCGAGCUGCUCUGAUGAGUCGCAUGAUGGGCAGCGGUGGUGUCGAGGUGAAGGCAGCAGCGUCCACAGCAACGCAAAAUAUAGGGCCAGGACCAACGCGAACAUUGAGAAAACGAUAG